Messenger RNA from Dicrocoelium dendriticum, 660 nucleotides. The record is from the annotation of a GenBank genome assembly. NCBI's taxonomy places the organism in Eukaryota, Metazoa, Platyhelminthes, Trematoda, Plagiorchiida, Dicrocoeliidae.
AUGGUGUGGGGGGGGGGGGGGGGGGGGGGGGGGGGGGGGGGGGGGGGGGGGGGGGUGGGGGGGGGGGGGGGGGGGGGGGGGGGGGGGGGGGGGGGGGGGGGGGUGGGGGGGGUGGGGGGGGGGGGGGGGGGGGGGUGGGGGGGGGGGGGGGGGGGGGGGGGGGGGGGGGGGGGGGGGGGGGGGGGGGGGGGGGGGGGGGGGGGGGGGGGGGGGGGGGGGGGGGGUGGGGGGGGGGGGGGGGGGGGGGGGGGGGGGGGGGGGGGGGGGGGGGGGGGGGGGGGGGGGGGGGGGGGGGGGGGGGGGGGGGGGUGGGGGGGGGGGGGGGGGGGGGGGGGGGGGGGGGGGGGGGGGGGGGUGGGGGGGGGGGGGGGGGGGGGGGGGGGGGGGGGGGGGGGGGGGUGGGGGGUGGGGUGGGGGGGGGGGGGGUGGGGGGGGGGGGGGGGGGGGGGGGGGGUGGGGGGGGGGGGGUGUGGGGGGGGCGGGGUUGGUGGGGGGAGGGGGGGGGGUGGUGGAGUGGGGGGGGGGGGGGGUGGGCGGGGGGGGGGGGGGUGGGGGGGGGGUGUGGGUUGGGGGGGGGGUGGGGGGGGGGUGGGGGAGUGUUGGGCGGGGUGUGUCGGACUGGACUAUGUUUCUUGGGCGGUUUUUGUUGUCUUUUUGUAG